This is a messenger RNA of Oppiella nova, 1413 nucleotides long. Lineage: Eukaryota; Metazoa; Arthropoda; Arachnida; Sarcoptiformes; Oppiidae. The record is from the annotation of a GenBank genome assembly.
AUGAGUUAUAUUAUAAUCGAUCGGAUAGUGAUAGCCCGGCAUAACUACAUUCCCAUCGACUCUCACACAGACCUACCGCUAGAGAAAGCGGAGGAAUAUGUGAUACUAGACUCGACGGGCGAGUGGUGGACCGCUAGAGACAAAUACGGACACAUCGGUCUCAUACCAUCCAAUUAUGUUGAGGAGAAACUCAUCAUUAGUAGCGAUUCGCUCACUAAAUACGAGUGGUUUUCGCCGCAUUUGGAUAGAGACCAGUCGGAGACCAUACUGAGGGCCGACAACAGGGACGGAGCCUUUUUGGUCAGACUGUCCGCCACCGAAGAGAAAUGCUUUACUAUCAGCCUAUUAGUCAAGAACGGAAACCACAGCGAAAUCAAACAUUACUUAAUACAGAGGAGUAAUGAGGGCUCGUAUUUCAUACGACAACAGGAGUUCUUCUCGUCGGUCGAGGAGUUGAUUACAUUUCAUCGGCAAAGUAGAGGACAUUUGGCCACAAAACUCAAAUACGUGCCAAAAGCCAACAUCAAUAACCUGGUCAACGAUUUGCGAAAUCUGCACAUUACUAAAGUACACUACGGCUCAUUCGCAACGGGAGGCGCAGGACUUGUGAUGAUUGAGGGGAACAGUGUUGAGAAGAGGGGUCGAGUGACUGCGGGAUGCGCUGGCAUUUGGAGUGACCAUCAAAUCGAGCCGUGGAGGAGAAUAACAAAGUUCUUGAAAUCUGAGGGAUCGGUGCCGGCCAUACAGUUAGCACACGCCGGACGUAAAGCCUGUACUCAACCAGUCGUCAACACUUCAAUAGCUGACGAGGAUGGCGGGUGGCCUACUAUAGGUCCCAGUGCUGUACCCUUUAGUAAAUCUCUUUGGAAAGUACCAAAAGAGGCCACAAUUGAAGACAUUGAAGAACUCGAAGAAUCUUUUGUUUCUGCGGCCAAACGAGCGGUUGAAGCGGGCUUUGAGGUACUGGAACUCCACUUCGCACAUGGAUACCUCGUCAGUAGCUUUUUAUCACCCCUUACUAACCAAAGGACAGACAAAUACGGCGGUAGUCUUGAAAAUAGGAUGCGCUUUGGUCUCGAAAUUGCAUCAAAAGUCCGAAAGAGUAUUCCCGAAGACAUUCCCAUUGGAGUCAGGAUUUCGGUCACCGAUUACGCGGACAACGGAUGGGAUAUAAAACAAAGCAUUGAUUUCGCAAAAGAGUUGAAGAAAAUUGGUAUCGAUUUCAUUGACUGUAGCUCUGGGGGUGUUGUCUCUUAUGUUGAUUAUAACUUUUUGAACACAAAUGUGGUUCAACUGAAAGGCGCGCAAAGUAUUCAGAAAGAGGUGGGAAUAGCGACCGCAGCCGUCGGCAAAAUAACUGAUCCGCACUUCGCAGAGAAGAUAUUACAAGAGAAUGGGGCGACACUUAUAUUC